AUGGCGGAAGCUUCAUCUGCCGUUUCCAAUUCGGCAAACACUCAAGGUACCGCGUCUCAACAUCAAUCCAUCUCUCCCUCCCUCAAGUUCAUCAUCUCCCACCUCAAGACUCUUGUUCCCAAUCAAUUGUCAACCGACAAAUACCCGAUCUGGAGAAGCCAGAUCGUCAAACUGCUGAGAGCAAACGGCUUCGUUCAUCUUCUUGAAUCACCACGUCAAUCGGCGUCGGACGCUCAAAUUCAGCAAACGGGUGAUUCCACUCAAUCCACGCUAUCUUUCGAUCAAAUUAACACCGAUCGCAAUCUUGCUGCUACGAUAUGUUCCACAGUUUCACCUACGAUCCUACCAUACAUUCUACAUCUUUAUUCGCUGCAUGAAAUCUGGCGAGUUCUUGAGACCAGAUUCCAGUCUUCAAACCGAUCCAAGGUUAUACAGCUCAAAAAUGAGCUUCAUCAUAUCACGAUGGGAUCUUCGAUGAUGGCGCAAUACCUCACCGAGAUCAAGAAGCUAGUGGAUCAAAUUGCUUCCGCCGGCUCCACGGUAGACAACGAAGACAUCAUUCUUCAUAUCUUGAAUGGUCUUCCAUCAACAUAUCAAUCCUUCAAAACCUCAAUCAGGACAAUGUUGCACCCCAUAAGUCUUGAUACUCUAUAUGCGCUACUCAUUAGUGAAGAAAUUCACGUUCAAAAUGAUACGUCAAGAAUACCGAUGGGCAUAUAA
Dendrobium catenatum is the source of this 720-nucleotide messenger RNA. RefSeq lists its product as uncharacterized. The transcript has a single exon. The record is from RefSeq and is a predicted model, not a curated record. Lineage: Eukaryota; Viridiplantae; Streptophyta; Magnoliopsida; Asparagales; Orchidaceae. Bases 1 to 720 code for a protein of 239 amino acids.